This is a messenger RNA of Xiphophorus couchianus (Monterrey platyfish), 4017 nucleotides long. RefSeq names its product SNF related kinase a (gene snrka). The transcript has 8 exons. Gene Ontology annotation, molecular function: protein serine/threonine kinase activity; ATP binding. The record is from RefSeq and is a predicted model, not a curated record. Bases 157 to 2718 code for a protein of 853 amino acids. Gene Ontology annotation, biological process: protein phosphorylation; intracellular signal transduction. Gene Ontology annotation, cellular component: cytoplasm. Lineage: Eukaryota; Metazoa; Chordata; Actinopteri; Cyprinodontiformes; Poeciliidae.
CCCCGGCUGGGAGGAAACAGCCAUUCCGAACAGCGCAGCCGUUGCUAACGAUGCGAUGUCCCGUCUUACGGAUGAAUCUUGGGUUUAGGGGCUUCAUGGUGCCGCGGUCACCAAAAACAAGGAAACUGGAGCCAUGGGUUUCCUCUUCAGCCUCGGAUGAGCCGAAAUAAGCUGGACCCACACGAGCCCAGCGAGCUGCCCCGGCCUGCAGGGGGCGCUCCCCUGUCCCCGACACCCUCUCCAGUCAUGGCGGGCUUCAAGCGGGGAUACGACGGCAAAAUCGCCGGCCUGUACGACCUGGACAAGACGCUGGGGCGGGGCCACUUCGCUGUGGUCAAGCUGGCGCGGCACGUUUUCACCGGGGAAAAGGUGGCGGUGAAGGUCAUCGACAAGACCAAGCUGGACACAGUGGCGACGGGCCACCUCUUCCAGGAGGUGCGCUGCAUGAAGCUGGUGCAGCACCCCAACAUCGUGCGCCUGUACGAAGUGAUAGACACUCAGACGAAGCUGUACCUGAUCUUAGAGCUGGGAGACGGGGGGGAUAUGUUCGACUACAUCAUGAAACACGAGGAGGGGCUGAACGAGGAGCUGGCCAAGAAGUACUUUGCCCAGAUCGUCCACGCCAUCUCUUACUGCCACCGACUGCACGUGGUGCACAGGGACCUGAAGCCUGAGAACGUGGUGUUCUUCGAGAAACAAGGACUGGUGAAGCUCACCGACUUUGGCUUCAGCAACAAGUUUCAGCCGGGGAAGAAGCUGACCACCAGCUGCGGCUCUCUGGCGUACUCGGCUCCGGAAAUCCUCCUUGGCGACGAGUACGACGCUCCAGCCGUAGACAUCUGGAGCCUCGGCGUGAUCCUGUUCAUGUUGGUUUGCGGUCAGCCGCCUUUCCAGGAAGCAAACGACAGCGAGACUCUCACCAUGAUCAUGGACUGUAAAUACACUGUACCUGCCCACGUCUCCAGCGCCUGCAGAGAUCUGAUAGACCGCAUGCUGCAGAGGGACCCCAAGCGCCGAGCCUCACUGGAGGAGAUUGAGAGCCACACCUGGCUGCAAGGGGUGGACCCCUCACCGGCCACCAAGUACAGCACUCCUCUGGUCUCCCACAAGAACUUGUCAGAGGAGGAGCACAACAGCAUCAUCCAGCGCAUGGUGCUGGGAGACAUCGCUGACCGGGAGGCUAUAGUGGAAGCCCUGGAGACCAACAAAUACAACCACAUCACAGCAACAUACUACCUGUUAGCAGAGCGGAUCCUGAGGGAGAAGCAGGAGAAGGAGGUCCAGACCCGCUCCUCCAGCCCCAGCAGCAUCAAGGCACACUUCAGGCAGUCCUGGCCGACCAGAAUGGACAUGCAUCAGGACAUAGAGGACUCUCUGGCUUCCUCGUCCAUCUCUCACGCCGGGGGCCCCCAGUCCCCGGCCCGCAGCGCAGAGAGCCUGCUGAACGGACACCGCUCCAAAGGCUUGAUGGACCUGGGCCGGCGGGAGGAGGCCACGGUCACCGACUCAGCUCAGGGAGCCUGUGCAGCAGCACCUUCUGGCCCUGCUGCUGGGACCUUCAGAGCUGCAGGUCCCUCCACAUCAGCAGCUAAGCAGAGGAUCUGUCUGUUCAGGGUGGAGGAAGAUGAAGAGGAGGAGGAAGAGCAGGACCCGUCGCCCCUGCCGACCCAGGUGAUCCUGCGGCGGAAACCCCCCUCCAUCACCAACCGCCUGACCUCCAGGAAGAGCGCCCCGGUGCUCAACCAGAUCUUUGAGGAGGAGGGCGAGUCGGACGACGACUUUGAGAUGGACGAGGGUCUGCCGCCCAAACUCAGCCGGCUCAAGAUGAACAUCGCCGGCGGGGUGGGCGGUGUGGGCUCUGGGGCCACCUCGGCCGCGUCCCCUGGCCCCACACAAAAACGCUACCACAGGCGCAAGAGCCAGGGCCGGGGGUCGUCCUGCUCCAGCUCGGAGACCAGCGACGACGACUCAGAGAGCCACAGGAGGCGCCUGGACAAGGACUCGGGUUUCACCUACAGCUGGAACCGGAGGGACAGCAGCGAGGGGCCCCCCGGCAGCGAAGGAGGUACUGGUGGGGGCAGCAGCUCCGGCCAGGGGAAGCCCCCCUCGGAGGGUGGCGGCUCCUCUGGCCCCGACAGAGGCAGCCCCCCUGGUAACGGGGAGAGGGAAGGUGGCAGCGGUGGAGGGGGUGGCGGUGGGGCCGGAGGGGGCCACCAGGGACAGGACCGACCCUCCAGCUGCUGCAGCAGCUCCACCAAGCCGGCCCUCAGCAUGGCAAGCCGGCCCUCCCGCACAGCGAGCCGCGGCGCCGAGCUGGUGGAGAGUCUGAAGCUGAUGAGCCUCUGCCUCAGCUCGCAGCUGCAGCUGCAGCAACGCAGCGGGCGGGGGGGCCGUGCAGGGGGCGGGACCAAGGUCAUCCUGGACCCCCGGGGCGUCAAAGAGAAACCGACGUGGAGGAUCUGCAUCGGCUCCACCGACAGCCUGGACUCCAUCGGCCUCCCCGCCGCCGGCCUGCCCCGCUCCCACGCUGUGCUGCACCUCCGCCAGAAGGGAGCGCCGCCCGGCAGCAGGGACGCUCACAGCAACAUGAACGGCCUGAAAAACGGCGUGCUGCAACUACCUCUGUGUGAGAAGAGCAUCUCUGUUAACAUCCAGCGUGGUUCCAGAGACGCUCUGCUGUGUACUUCAGCUCCAGCCAGCUGCUGCCAGGUCAUUUGAAGCCCCGCCCCCUCACCCGCUCCACCCAGCUCCUCUGUUUUAAACGCCUGUUUUUACCCCCUUACUUGUACCAUUUUCGCUUGUUUUUUCUUAACCAACUGCACUUUAUCGUUCUUUAGCUGAAUGUCAGAAUUGAGUCCAUUUUGAUAAAGAAGUGAAACCACUGUACAUCGCUUUUUAUACGAGCUUAAAACAGUUCAGAGCUGAAUUUAGGUGAAAUGAUGUCCGUCGUUGGAAGAUCUCUGCUACUUUUUUGGUCUUCAGUUUUCCAGGCCUGGGUCAAAUCUGAACUGUAACGUGGAAUGUUGCACGAUGUGAUGGAAAGCAGAGCUUCAGUCAGAUUCGGGUUCAGAGUUCUGGGACUGGUUUGAGUUUCCAGUCGGACCCGAUUCUUCCUGCUCUGUCAGCCUGUCUAACAUUCAUCUGGUGCUGUUAGGCUCUACAGCUCUGGGAGUUUGAGCUGUUUAGGAACCAGAGCACCAGAACAGGUUUCAUGGUUCAGAGUCAUGAUGAGGUCAGAGGUCAGCUUAGGUCCCACUGACAGGUUGCAGCUUGUCCAGGUAAACAGACAUUAACCACAGCAGCACCAAAGUGUCCUCUGUGUCGCUAUAAACCUUCUGAUUUUACUGUUUUUACCUCUAAUGAGGUAGAAUUACAGGAAGUGUGAUCAUUUGGUUCUGGCCACUUUUAAUCCCAUUUCCACCAAGCUGUUCCAAAUCCUGACCCAGUUAAGAGACGAUGCUGAAACGGAACCAGUGACCCACCAGCCUGCUGUUUGCUGGGCAAAAACUGGAGGAACUGGUUUAACACUGGACCUGGUUCUCGUGGAAAGGCCUGCCGGGAUGUAAAGCCAUAAAUGACAUAAACACGCCCUUUUAGCCUUUAAUAGUAAGCAAACAGCGUAAAGUUCAAAGGUCACCAUGUUUCGUUAACAGCAAGUCCAAGGCUGGCUGGGCUGCCUGGCGUUAGGGCAGCAACUUAUUUAUAUUUUUACUAACAUGUGGAUUCCUUCCAUUAAAACAAUCAUUUUUACAGAAUCUCCCCCAGACACAAACAUCACCACCGUCACUCAUCAGCUCUGCUUUUCCUCCUGUUGCACUCAAGACAAUCUGCAGCUCCUCUUCCUGUCAGACUUUCCUCUUCAGCUUUAAAGCUCCGAUCAGAAUCUACACAUUAUGAACAUGAUCAUAUCAUGUCUAAUAAUUAGAACCAGUCAUUUUGCAGGGCGGGAUUAUUAUACAGCUGCAGGAUAAUUUGAAACAACUGCUUUAAAUUAGUUUCCUCUGAUGCAGGCAGAUU